This is a messenger RNA of Chenopodium quinoa (quinoa), 1406 nucleotides long. RefSeq lists its product as uncharacterized. The record is from RefSeq and is a predicted model, not a curated record. The transcript has 2 exons. Bases 11 to 1069 code for a protein of 352 amino acids. Lineage: Eukaryota; Viridiplantae; Streptophyta; Magnoliopsida; Caryophyllales; Amaranthaceae. Gene Ontology annotation, molecular function: protein dimerization activity.
GAGGCUUUCAAUGUUCAAUAAGUUUUCGCCAUUAAAACUACUUUGCAUUGCCGACACUCGUUUUGCUUCAAUUGUGUGCAUGCUUAAAAGGUUGAAACUCCUUAAAACAUCACUUCAAUCAAUGGUUAUUAGUGAGAAUUGGUCCUUAUACAAGGAUGAUCGACGCGGGCAAGCCUCACAUGUAAGGGAAAAGAUUUUGGAUGAAAUAUGGUGGGAAAAAGUUGAUUACAUUCUUGAUUUUACACGCCCAAUCUAUGAGAUGAUUAGGGUUUGUGACACCGACAAAUCUUCCUUGCAUUUGGUUUAUGAAAGAUGGGACAUUAUGGUUCAAAAGGUGAAAGAUGCCAUCUACAAGAAAGAGGGUAAACUAGAUUAUGAACAAUCUACCUUCUUUAAUGUAGUUAAAGGGAUUCUUAGUAGUCGUUGGAGUAAGGGUAGUACUCCACUUCAUUCAUUAGCACAUUCUUUGAAUCCAAGAUUUUACACGGAAGAAUGGCUUAAUGAGGUCCCGGGACGAGUUGCUCCAAAUGCCGACAAUGAAAUUUCCACACAAAGAUUACAAUGCUUUCGAAGGCUUUUCCAAAGUCCCGAUGAAAGAUUCAAGAUCAACACGGAAUUUGCAAUAUUCUCACAAAAAUCAGAGGGGAUCUUUCUCAACAUUGAUUGCAUGCAUGAUAUGGCUUUGAUGGAUGCUAAAAAUUGGUGGGCAACUUAUGGUUCCCAAGUGUCUAUGCUUCAAGGUUUGGCUUAUAAGCUAUUAGGUCAACCUUCUUCCUCUUCUUGUAGUGAAAGGAAUUGGAGCACCUAUAAGUUUAUUCAUUCUUGCACUAGAAAUAAGCUUACUCCUAAACGUGCUCAAGACUUGGUAUACAUUCAUAACAACCUUCGAUUACUUUCUAGGAGAAGUGAAGAAUACACUAAGGGGAGAUCUAAGUUGUGGGAUGUGGGUGGAGAUGAGCAUGACAACCUAGGAGAGGUUGGUAUUCUAGAGAUGGCCGAGCUCUCACUUGAUGAACCCGAGAUGGAGAAUAUGAUUUUUGAUGAUGUACUUGGUGAUGGUGAAGAAUGAAACUAUUAGUACUUUUGUUUAUUUUAUUUAUGAUUUGUAAAACUAUUAUUAAGACAUGUAUUUGGUUUGAUGGUUUCUUGAUAUGUAUGAGACUACGUUCGUACACUUUGUUUAUUUACUUGUUUUAACAAAAUUGUGUGUUUUGAGGCUAAUUAUUUAGUGUUUUAUUAAAUAGGUUGUCAAAUUCUCGUUUUUUUGAUAUAUUAUAUGCCUUGUUAUAUGCCGUACCCGUGUCCCCUAUUUCAGGAUUGCCGUUUUCCCGUGUCCGUAUCGUGUCCGUGUCGGUAUCCGUGCAACAUAGGUUGCCACAACCUGUCAUCUGCUCAGCAUAGUACUC